This is a messenger RNA of Neurospora crassa OR74A, 1829 nucleotides long. RefSeq lists its product as hypothetical. Lineage: Eukaryota; Fungi; Ascomycota; Sordariomycetes; Sordariales; Sordariaceae. Bases 49 to 747 code for a protein of 232 amino acids. The record is from RefSeq and is a predicted model, not a curated record. The transcript has 2 exons.
CAACAAAUCAUUCUCGAGUUCGUCACAUUGCCAGUCACAAACACCACAAUGGGCAGAAAACGCGCCGAGUCUCCGUCCAAUCUCAAAUUCCAGCAACCCGACCGCAGUGGACCCAAGGAAAAGACCCUGCUGGAGCUGGCCGAGGAAAGGGGGCUCUUUGAGCAGGCGCGCAAGAAGCAGGAGGAAAACGACAAGGCAAAGAAUCCCCCCAAGAUCAAAAAGAUCCCCAUAAAGAAGCCGGAAAAGACGAAAAGCAAGAAAGACGACGACGAUGACGACAACGAACCACUGUCUCCCGGAGCCGAGCGCUUCCUCGACACCACCCUCUACACCGUGAGCUUGGCCAUGCUGCACUUCACCUUGGACGUCUUUGUCCAGAACCAAUAUUCCGCCGAUCGCAUCGUCUGGCCCAAGGUCUGGACGAGGGCAAUCCAAGCCUUGUUGGUCUUCGGCUUCCUCGUCUACACUCUCCACGCCCACUCCUCGAACCCGACCAUCCUUCCUGGCCUACCUGCCCGCUACCAAAACCACCUCCGACAGGUCAUCUUCUUUGUCAUGGGCGUGUGCUCGGGAUGCUACCUGAUCCACAUCACAAACACGUACGGAUACCUGGCCGUCAUGAAGCAAGCGCCACCCGUGGGUUGCUUGUGGGUGUGGUCCGUCAUUGAACUCCAGCUUCCUUGGGCUGUCCUCAGCCUGGCGGUUGCAGGCACAUACCUCAAAGUCAAAGGUUAUGACAUCAAGUGAGGUGGCCUGGUGGUCAGCACGGAAGAACCGGGCCUGAUUCGAGGGGGGAGGGUGUUCUCGAGGCCAAGCAAACGGGUUCGGCAGAGGGAGAUGCGAGGACUGGUGGCGCCAGGGUUGCGUUACGCAAACGGUUCAUACGUGUGAACCAGUCAGCAUCCUAUGCCACGAGGCAGACGCCACAAAGUCUUGUAAGUGGUUGGACAGAGUCCGCUUUCUUUCGGUGAUUGUAGACGACCACAGAAAAGGGCGACGAUAAUGCAGCAACACAACAGGUUCGGGCGCUAAGAUUUUCAUAUAUCCCCUUCAAGCGUACAUUGCUAUGCAUUAUUUGCCUAUCAACCCCCCACCUAUUCACUGCUUAAUGGUAGUCUGACCUGAGGCGGCGGGGUGACACAUGCACGUUCUACAAACUUCUUCAAUAUAACCCGUACACGUCGACCAUUGGCGUGUCUUCCCGGUCCACCAUGUCAGAUAUCGUUGGACCGUAUAUGCAAGCCCAGGAGGAUGAGCGCUGCAAUGCAAAUCCAUUCCCCUCUGUUGACACAGCGUCUCGUGGUAUCGAGGGGUCGUACCCCAGACCACAAGGCUGAGAGGGAUGCUCAACCGGUCUGAGACGGACCGCAAGGGAUGAGAGCCUCUGACGUUCAAAUCACACCCACCAAGCACACGUCCGAGCACAUUUGAGAAAUACGAAAAAAGGGGCACUAGAUGUCAGCUCUGACAGGCGCUUUGGGCAUCCUUCUGGACGAUCAUCUGAAGUGGGCUUGUGAGAUUGGUCUCGCCGCUCGGACUACCUGUUCUGGCAAGUUGAAGUGGCAGAGCAACACUGUCGUAGACCUGCUUGCCUUCUCGCGAGGAGACUGUAGACUAGUCGAUGUAUUGUAUAUAAGUCCCGGUCGGUUUCUGUGUCCGUUCAAGAUGAAGUCCGGCUUCCUUUUGUGGUAUGAGUCCUGUUCAUUAGGUAUUUGUCUUUUGCUACGUUCUGUUACAAUCUUCGAGUGUACCGACUUGGUCUUCCUCUCUUCGACUACGAUUCCGAUUUCUAUCGGCACCAAUGACUAUUGGUUGGACAAGAUAUUAUU